AUGAGCCCAGUUUCUUUGCCUUGUGGUCAUAUCUUCUGCGAAGAAUGCAUGAAAUUGCACAUGGACCAUAGCAAGACCAUUUCAACGGGUUGCGUGGGUUGCCCUACUUGCCGCACUGUAUUCACAGUGACUAUGGAAGAACUCAACAAUAAUAGAACCCCGCCCAUGUUCCCAUUUCCUACAAUCAGAAGACUCUACCUCCCUUCUGGAUCUCCUACAACCAUAAACACUCGCUCUUCGUCCGCAAAGUCCCAGAUGGUCCCCUCUCCCUCAUCUGCUUCCCAUGAAUCCGAAGGCUAUCUAUCUCUCCUCUCCCGUGUCUCGCGUUUAGAGACGAAAAUAGCUGAGCUUAGACGGGAGAAGGCGAAGCUCACGGUCGAAUCCGAGCAACGGAUGCGAGUCCUGCAGAACGUCCUUGCAGAUCGUGCAAGUCUGAGAAGCGAAAAUGAUCGGAUUAAGAAGGAUGCGUGGGCAUGGAGAAACAAGUAUGAGAUGCUGAGUUCACGGGUGCGACAGGGAAUCAUUUGGGCCAAAGAAUCCGAAUCGCAUACCGCCGACGUGAGGAACAAGCGAACUAUCUCAACUACAACACGACCCAACGCGUUUCGCCCCCAACCACAACAGAUGGGAUCUACUCGUGCAGGCAUGAGACUACUUGCGUGGUGGGGUAUCAGUGCAAAGUAG
This is a messenger RNA of Pleurotus ostreatus (oyster mushroom), 684 nucleotides long. RefSeq lists its product as uncharacterized. The transcript has 4 exons. The record is from RefSeq and is a predicted model, not a curated record. NCBI's taxonomy places the organism in Eukaryota, Fungi, Basidiomycota, Agaricomycetes, Agaricales, Pleurotaceae. The coding region runs from base 1 to 684 and encodes 227 amino acids. Gene Ontology annotation, molecular function: metal ion binding.